This is a messenger RNA of Cyprinus carpio (common carp), 2973 nucleotides long. RefSeq names its product monocarboxylate transporter 4-like. Gene Ontology annotation, molecular function: monocarboxylic acid transmembrane transporter activity. Gene Ontology annotation, biological process: transmembrane transport; monocarboxylic acid transport. Lineage: Eukaryota; Metazoa; Chordata; Actinopteri; Cypriniformes; Cyprinidae. Gene Ontology annotation, cellular component: membrane. The record is from RefSeq and is a predicted model, not a curated record.
CUGGUGUUGUGGUCCAGGGUCACAUAUUUACUUGAAGCAACUUACAUAAACAUUCUGCAAGCAUUCAAACAGAGAAACUAACAACAUGUAGAUUAGCUAAUUUACAGGAACUCAACUUGAACUUGUCGAGUCAUUCCCAUCAUUUCCUGUCAUUCUUUUCCUUUUUCCCUUUGCAUAUUGUUAUUCUUCUAUAAUAAGUCAUUGAGUCUGUUUACAAUGAUUCAAGAAAAGCCAUUAUAUUUUAAACAUAUUUAUCCAGAAAAGAUUUCAAUUUAAAUUCUGAUGGAAUAGGCCAUAACCAUUAGAGUUUCCGCUCACAAGACUAUUUCCUGUUCUGCAACUUUAUUAUUUCACAACUUACUGAACCUCAGAACUGGCCUGGUUAUUUUUACACAGUUGCACAGAAACAGAAAAAAAAGCUGACAUCACAUGCACGCUAAGGUGAACAUGAAAACAUGAUGAGAGCCGCAGACUUCAGGACCUAGUCCACAGAGUCAGACAGUCGACUUACUCUUUUUUACUUAUAUGCAUCUCUAAUGUCAUACUUACUUAUAGAAGCAUGUUCCGGUGAACAGAACUGAAAUCUGAAGGUGGCAGAGCAUCAUAUUUUUAAGCAGUAGAGCAUCAUGGGUGGAGAGGCACUGGAUGAUGGCAAUAGUGAAGUGAAGACCCCUGAUGGUGGCUGGGGUUGGGCCGUGCUCUUUGGUUGCUUUGUCAUCACAGGUUUCUCCUACGCUUUUCCCAAGGCUCUCAGUGUUUUCUUCGAGGAGCUGAUAAGAGAGUUUAAGGUGGGCUACAGUGACACAGCCUGGAUCUCCUCCAUCCUGUUGGCUAUGCUUUAUGCCACUGGUCCUUUAUGCAGCAUUUUAGUGAAUCGGUUUGGAUGCCGUCCAGUGAUGUUGGUGGGUGGCCUCUUCGCAUCGUUGGGAAUGGUCUUGGCAUCAUUUGCCACAAGCAUCAUCCACAUUUACUUGUGUACAGGAGUCAUUACAGGUCUUGGACUGGCCCUGAACUUCCAGCCGUCACUCAUUAUGUUAAAUCAAUAUUUCAGUGAGAAGCGGCCGCUGGCUAAUGGCCUGGCUGCUGCUGGGAGUCCAGUGGCUCUGUGCUGUCUGUCCCCUUUGGGGCAAGUCCUUCAGUAUGAAUAUGGCUGGAGAGGGGGCUUCCUCAUCUUGGGAGGGAUGCUUCUGAACUGCUGUGCCUGUGGGGCUUUAAUGAGGCCUUUGGUCAAGCCAAAGAAGUCAGAGACCCCUGGGAUUAAAAACACACCAGAUGAUGGUAACAAGAAAGCAAAGCCCAAGCCCAAGCUGCUGGACUUCAGUGUUUUCAGAGACCCGGGCUUUGUCAUUUAUACAGUCGCUGCCUCCAUUAUGGUGCUGGGUUUGUUUGUGCCUCCAGUGUUUGUGGUGAGCUAUGCCAAAGAGCUGGGAAACGAGGACACGAAAUCUGCCCUCCUGCUUACCAUUCUGGGUUUCACUGACAUGUUCACGCGGCCCACGUGUGGCAUCAUCGCUGGACACCAGUGGGUUCGCCCUCGAUGCGUCUACCUCUUCAGUAUCGCUCUCAUCUUAAAUGGCACCACAGAUCUGGUGGGCUCCCUUUCUAAAGACUACACCUCUCUGGUGGUGUUCUGCAUCUUCUUUGGCAUCUCUUAUGGCAUGGUGGGAGCCUUGCAGUUCGAGGUUCUCAUGACUGUUGUGGGUACAGAGAAGUUAUCAAGCGCCAUUGGUUUAGUUUUCCUGCUUGAAGCCAUUGCUGUGCUGGUUGGGCUUCCAUCUGCUGGGCUCCUUUUGGACUCCACUGAGAAGUACACGUUUGUUUUCCUGCUGGCUGGGAUUGAGGUUGUGGUGUCAGCUUUCGUGCUGGCCAUAUGCAACUUACUGUUCAUAAAGAAGAAGCCUGAGGCUCCAGAGACUGCAACACAAAAUGGAGAGACAGUGCAGGCAAAGAAUCACUCCAGGACGCCACCUACAGAGGAGCCUCACAAGGCCGAUGGAAACUCAGAAAAGAGAUCCGAGAACAUUAUGAAAGAUCCAAAAGAAGUGGAAACAGAUCUUAAAGAUAAAGAUGAGCAGAAUAAGAACAUCACCUGUAGUCCAGAAACCGAACUCUGAUGGACAUUUCUGCUUAAGAAGAGGUUGAAAGACCCAAAUAAGAGGAGAUUAAGGAGAACCGCAGUGUUGAUGUGUGUCACUGUGUAGUCUGACGUGAUGUCCUAAUGAAUAUUUAAUUAAUAACAGAGACCUACACUGCACUCAUACUGUUCAAAAUCUCAUUUGCACUGCCUCACUGAGAGAUUUAGACAGGCCACUCUUAAUAUGUCUAACUCAAAACCACAGACACUUCUUUGACUUAAGCCAACGUUACCAAGGUUAAAGGUGCUGUAAGUGAUUUUUGUCAUGGAAUUGUAUGCAGAUAAUGAUCCUACUCACUGAAAUCACUGCCCUGAGAUAUCACAGCGAUCUCUGUGACAGUCCUAGUCAGUGUUGUGGGUAACGCAUUACAAGUAACAUGAGUUACGUAAUCAGAUUACUUUUUCAAGUAACUAGUAAAGUAUUUUACGCAUUACGUUUACAAGAAAAUAUCUGAGUUACUUUUUCGAAUAAGUAACGCAAGUUACUUCGUUUUCCUGUUUAUUCACUAACAUCUCUCCUGUCCAUGUUGAGAAAAAUUAGGAGCAAGGUGCAGAGGCACUUCCUUCAGCCUGAGGCUUAUUAAUUUAUCUUUUGGUGUGAAAUGGCUUUUACAGUUACCAAAAAUAUCUCUUUUGGUUUUUUUGUUAUCAAAAAUAAAUAACGAUAGCCCAGCUCAGGUGAUAAAAAGUUACACACAAUUAGUUACUUUUUAAUGGAGUAAUGCAACAUUGUAAUGCAUCACUUUUAAUAAAAGUAACUUUUCCCAACACUGGUCCUUGCAUCUAUAAACAGUAAAAGGAAAAUUGGCUCUAGACACUUUUUUUUUUUAAGCCAAUCA